UUAGCAACGCUCAGCCUGAUUCAGCGGCCAUAUUGUUUAUGGUGGCUAGUGAAACAGUGAAGGUGGAGGGCUCAUCGAACAUAAUAUUUUGACGGGAAAAAUUCAGAGCUGUAGCCCGUGAGGCUGCUAUAUUUUGUUGGCAAGCAAUAUGGAACACGGAGUUAAACUCCCCCACUUGCCUGGCAGUAAAGGGAAAGGAACCGAAGAACCCAUACAGUUCCUUCCAGUCUUGCCAUCCAAGAGGGCGAAACCAGCAUGGCAGGUCAACCAGCCAUCUUUCUUUUUGUCUGGUCGCAACAACGAUGAACAACCAAAUGGCAUUGAUCUCAUCAGUGAACUUACUUCUCGGGAGCCAAAGAGACCACGAAAACACCCUGUGCGUCUGAAGCCAAUUGAUUCAAAUCAGAAAAAUGGGGAUCUUGACACUUUCAAACAGCCGAAGAAAGACAGAGAGCAGUUUCGCAAGGCACUUGUGGAAAUUAUUAUGGAGGAGCAGGGUGCUUUACCAAAAAGCGCUGCAGAGACUGCUGAAAAUGGGGAAAUCCCUCAAGUGUCAAGAGCUGCUUCACCCACUGCUGCUGAAAAAGACAUUUUGCGCUAUUAUUACUACAUCCACCAUGGAAUAGACACUGAACAUGUGGCUCCCAUGGAAGAUGCGUGGCUGGAAAAUGUGCUGAGUCUUAUUUCCGACAACCUCAAGGAAGACCAUGAUGAGACUAUUGACAACCUGUCGGAUGAAAUGAGGGAAGACUACCUCUUGAGUGUCAAGAAGGCAAUUGUGGACUUUGUCCUCAAGGACCAGCGGCAGCUGGAGGAAGACCAAAAGGAGAAGCUGCCCCAGCACAGGGAGGAGAUGGCCGUGGUGCCCAAGCCCUGGCACAAGUCUUACCUCUCCUCCCUCGACUUCACCGCGGAGCACCUGCACAACACCAACCCUUGCAUGAUGCAGGUCUUGGACCUCUGGCACAUGAGCUUUGGAAAACUGAGAUUCAUUGACAUUGAAGAGUUCCACCAACGGGAAGAGUCUAUGGAGCUUUCCACUUUCCAGAACCUGUGCAUGCGCCACAUUGAUGCUGCUAAAGAAAGAUUAUUGAAAAAGUGGUUCCCUGAGGUGCAGAACAUUUUCUACCAGGGCAACAAACGCAAGCAGGUGCCCAGCAACCAGGAACAAGAGAAACUGGAAUCCUUUUUCAACUGCGCUGCCACACUGAUGACCCAGAACCUACAAAAUCUGACUUUGGACUCUAUCGGAGACUACACCAACCUUCUUGUCCAGCCAGAGACAUCAGUGCGUGCCUACGAGCACUCCGGUUUCAAACUGCGCCUGAUCCUGGAAGAGUCUGAGAUCAAGUUUGAGCCGACGUUCAGCGACUUUCAGAUUGUGCUGCUGAACGUGUUUGACGUGAUGAUCAAGGCGUCCCGGGACGUGCCUCGAGUAGAAACCAAACUUUACUCGGAAUGGAGUGGCAACAAAGCUAAAGCGUUCUUGCGUCCGGUCAUUCUGGAUGAGAUUGUGGAUGUGCACAAGGUCAAGGUCACUGAGCUGGUGGAAAAGGAAAGCGUGGGCCCAACAGAGCACACAAAGAUCUACGAGAAAUAUGCUGCUCUUAUCUCCAAACAGGCGGAUGAGGACGUGUCAAAGUUCAUCGCGGAAGAACACACAUUUGAGGAGUAUUCCAAGGAGUUGCUCAAGUAUCACAAGCUUGUGGAUGAGAUCACCUACAACUCCAUCAAGGUGAUCCGACUUGGUAUGUUUGAGGUCCACUGCGACGAGCUGACCAGAGCACUGACUAAGAGAGCUGAAGCUCUGCGGAGCAGACUGCUCAUCAAGAUGAGUGAAGAUCACCAAAAGCAGAACAAGCAGCUGGUUGACCAGUAUCGGGAGAUCUCGGACAAGGCCCUGUCCACCCCCGAGAACACGGAGAAGCUGAUGGAGCAGAUGACCUACAUCAACAAGUGUGAGUCAGAGACCAUCUUCGUGCUGGAGAAACAGCUGAUCCAGAGCAAGGACAGGCUCACCUUCCUCAGCGACCACGCCAACUUCUCGCCGGCCGAGACCAGGCUCAAUGCUGAUGUAUUCAAAUGGAACCAGCGUAUGCCUCUGGUCUUUGAGGAGUACAAACAACAGGCUAACGAGAAGAAAAUGCAGUAUGAAGAAGCCCUCAAGUUGCGCAGAGAGCGGUUUGAGGAGGAGUUGGAGAGUUAUGCCAAACAAGUGGAGGAGUUCCAGACUCUGGGAGACAUGUCGGACAUCAACCGCUACCUGAGGAAGGCCCAGACACUAGACAACAAACUGCAGUUGGCAGCUGACAAGAUUGAUGCCUUCAAUAACGAGGAAGAGGCGUUUGGCUGGGACACCACUUCCUACCCCCAGCGUACGUCCAUCAUGAAUGGCCUGAAGCCCUACCACCAGCUCUAUGAGCUCACAGUAGAGUUCAACAAUAAGUACAAAGACUGGAUGGAUGGACCUAUGAGCGGUGUCGACCCAGACGUGGUUGAUCAGGACGUCGGUAAUUUCUGGCGUUCUCUCUACAAACUGGAGAAAACCUUCGAUAGUGUUGCCUCACCCAAGAAGAUUGCCUCCAAGGUCAAGAGCAAAGUGGAAGAGUUCAAGGAGCAUAUGCCUCUGAUCCAGACACUUUUCAACCCUGGUCUUCGCGACCGCCAUUGGCAGCAGAUUUCUGAAAUCGUGGGCUACAAUCUCCGACCGGAUGACUCUUACUGCCUCAGUAAGCUCGUGGACAUGAACCUUGAGCCAUACGUGACCAAGUUCGAGUCCAUUUCUGAGUCUGCUAGCAAAGAGUUCUCACUGGAGAAGGCCAUGGAAAAGAUGAAGGAGGAGUGGUCCGAUAUCGAAUUCGUCAUCAUCCCGUAUCGUGAGACGGGCACGUCCAUCUUGUCUUCCAUCGACGACAUUCAGCAGCUGCUGGACGACCACAUCGUGAAGACGCAGACAAUGAGGGGGUCUCCGUUCAUCAAGCCGUUUGAGGCAGAGAUCAAGGAGUGGGAGACCAAGCUGAUGCUGCUCCAGGACAUCCUGGACGAGUGGCUAAAGGUGCAGGCCACCUGGCUCUACCUGGAGCCCAUCUUCUCCUCCCCGGACAUCAUGGCACAGAUGCCAGAGGAGGGACGACGAUUCUCCACAGUGGACAAGAACUGGCGAGACAUCAUGAAGUCUGCCAACAUUGACAAGCACGUCCUGGCCGUGGUGGACAUUGACAAGAUGCUGGAGAGGCUCAAGAAGUCGAACGAGUUGUUGGAGCUUAUCCAGAAGGGUCUGAACGAGUACCUGGAGAAGAAGCGUCUGUACUUCCCUCGCUUCUUCUUCCUCUCCAACGACGAGCUGCUAGAGAUUCUGUCCGAGACCAAGGACCCAACCAGAGUACAGCCUCAUCUCAAGAAGUGCUUCGAGGGUAUCGCCACCCUGGAGUUCACCGACGUGCUUGACAUCACCCACAUGAAGUCUAGCGAGGGUGAGGUCGUGCUGCUCAAGGACGUCAUCUCUACCUCCAAGGCGAGAGGUCAGGUGGAGAAGUGGCUGCUGGAGCUAGAGGCAGACAUGGUGGCGUCACUCCACAAGGUGGUGGGUGAGGCUUUGGAAGCCUACAAUACGAGCCCUAGGGCAGAGUGGGUGCGCAACUGGCCAGGUCAAACAGUGCUGUGUGUGUCGCAGAAGUACUGGACGUCUUUCAUCCAUGAGUCCAUCCGUGUUGGACAAGAUUCUUUGGCCAAGUACCUGGAACUGAACAACUCCCAGAUCGACGAGGUGGUGGCCUUGGUGCGUGGUGACCUCUCCAAGCAGAACCGGGUCACGCUGCAGGCGUUGAUCGUGCUGGACGUGCAUGCUCGGGACGUGCUGGCUCAGCUGGUGGAGGAGAACGUGUCCAGUGAGCUGGACUUCAAGUGGCUCAGUCAGCUGCGUUACUACUGGGAGGACAACCAGAUGAUCACACGUAUGAUCAACGCCAUGUUGCCUUACGGCUACGAGUACCUGGGCAACUCGGGACGUCUGGUUAUCACACCUCUGACUGACAGAUGUUACAGGACUCUGUUUGGAGCUCUUCAUCUCCACUUGGGAGGUGCCCCUGAAGGUCCUGCUGGUACUGGAAAGACGGAGACAACCAAGGAUUUGGCAAAGGCUGUGGCUAAGCAGUGUGUGGUGUUUAACUGCUCUGACGGCCUUGACUACAUUGCGCUGGGCAAGUUCUUCAAGGGUCUGGCCUCAUGUGGUGCCUGGUCCUGCUUCGAUGAGUUCAACCGCAUUGACCUGGAGGUCUUGUCCGUGGUGGCCCAACAGAUUCUCACCAUCCAGAGAGGCAUUCUGUCUCAUUCGGACACACUGAUGUUUGAGGGAACCGAGCUGAAGCUGGACCCGACCUGCUCUGUCUUCAUCACCAUGAACCCUGGCUAUGCUGGACGUUCUGAACUGCCAGACAACCUCAAAGCCCUGUUCCGUACCGUGGCUAUGAUGGUUCCUGACUAUGCGCUCAUCGCUGAGAUCUCCCUGUACUCGUGUGGUUUCGUCAAUGCCCGGCCGCUCUCUGUGAAGAUUGUGGCUGUGUACCGGCUGUGCUCAGAGCAGCUCUCCUCGCAGCACCAUUACGACUACGGCAUGAGGGCGGUCAAGUCUGUGCUCACAGCCGCUGCUAACUUGAAACUAAAAUACCCUGAGGAGGAUGAAAACAUUCUGAUGUUGCGAUCCAUCAUUGACGUGAACUUGCCCAAGUUCCUGAACCAUGACUUGCCCCUCUUCCACGGUAUAACCUCUGACCUUUUCCCUGGGGUCACUCUGCCAGAACCCGACUACGUGGAUCUGAACAAUGCCAUCAAAGAAAUGUGCGAGAAGGAAAAUUUGCAGUGCACCGAUUUCUUCCUCGAAAAGAUUCAGCAGAUCUAUGAGAUGAUGAUUGUUCGUCACGGCUUCAUGAUUGUUGGAGAGCCUCUAGGAGGAAAGACCAGUGCGUACCGCACUCUUUCCCUUGCCUUAGGGUCACUCAAGGAGAAGGAACUGAUGAAUGAGAACAAAGUCCAGAUCACAGUUAUCAACCCCAAGGCCAUCACCAUGGGACAGCUGUACGGACAGUUUGACCCGGUCUCUCACGAGUGGUCAGAUGGCAUCCUGGCCGUGUCUUACAGAGCUUUUGCAACAUCCACUUCGGAGGACAGGAAGUGGCUUAUUUUCGACGGCCCGGUUGACGCCAUCUGGAUCGAGAACAUGAACACUGUGCUGGACGACAACAAGAAGCUCUGCCUCAUGUCCGGCGAGAUCAUCCAGCUGGCACCCACCACCAACCUCAUGUUUGAGCCCAUGGAUCUCGAGGUCGCCUCGCCCGCCACUGUGUCCCGCUGUGGUAUGAUCUACAUGGAGCCCACCACCCUGGGCUGGAGGCCUCUGGUCAAGUCCUGGAUGGUGCAGCUUCCCUCCACCAUGACAGAAAUCCACCGCAGCGUCAUCAACGACAUGUUUGAGCGCUUCGUCGAUGCGGGCCUACAGCUGGUCCACAAGGCAGGGGUCAAGGAACUGUCACCAACGACAGACUCCAAUCUGGUGGUGGCUCUGAUGUCUCUCAUCGACUGCCAAUUGGACGAGUUCCAUGACGAAGCCAAAAUAUCCCAGCUGGAGGAACGAGAGAUCAUCACAUGGCUGGAAAGUAUCUUCCUGUUUGCCCUCACAUGGUCCCUGGGUGCAAGCAGUGACGACAAAGGACGCCUUCGUUUUGACAAGCUGGUUCGCGAACUCAGCUCUGGUGGCAUGACUGAAGAGACUCGCAAAGACUUGGGACUUGUGGACCUGAUUGAACCCCCGAUGAAGCCUUACGUGAACCCUUUCCCACCCAAGGGAAAGAUCUAUGACUACAGAUUUGUCAAAGAGGGCUCUGGCAAGUGGGCACCGUGGGCUGAUGACAUCAAAGACACGCCUCCCAUCCCCAAGGAGGCCCUCUUCAACGAGAUCAUUGUGCCGACGGUGGACACAGUCCGCUACACAGCGCUGCUGGAAAUGCUGAUUCAGCACGGCAAGCCCUGCCUCUUUGUGGGACCCACGGGAACUGGCAAGAGUUGCUACAUUACAGAUUUCCUGCUGAGCAAACUGAACAAGGAGGUGUACAAACCAAACAUUGUCAACUUCUCUGCGCAGACGUCAGCCAACCAGACACAGAACAUCAUCAUGUCCAAACUGGAUAGGCGCCGGAAAGGAGUCUUUGGACCGCCACUCGGCAAAAAAGCUGUUGUGUUUGUGGAUGACUUGAACAUGCCCAUGCAAGAGACGUACGGUGCCCAGCCUCCCAUCGAGUUGCUUCGCCAGUGGCUUGACCACUGGAACUGGUACGAUCUCAAGGACACCACAGGCAUUAAACUGGUGGACAUCCAGUUUGUGGGUGCCAUGGGACCACCGGGUGGUGGCCGAAACCCGAUCACCCCUCGCUUCCUGCGUCACAUGAACACCGUGACCAUCAACGAGUUUGAUGACGAGACAAUGACCACCAUUUUCCGCAGCAUCAUGGACUGGCACAUCAGCGCCCGUGGGUUCAGCAACGAGUUCAAGCCGUGUGCCGAGCAGAUUGUGACCGGUACCCUGGAGGUCUACAAACUGGCACUCCAGAACCUUCUGCCCACACCAGCCAAGUCCCACUACCUGUUCAAUUUGAGAGACUUCUCCCGUGUGAUUCAGGGAGUGCUUCUGUCUACCCCAGAAAUCAUUGAGGAGCCGACGUCCAUGAAAAAGCUCUGGGUUCAUGAAGUGUUCCGUGUGUACUAUGACCGUCUAGUGGAUGACGCUGACCGCGACUGGCUGUACAAGGCCACCAGGGAGAUCAUCAAGGACAAAAUGAGAGAGGACUUUGACCAGAUCUUUGCUCACCUCGACUCAGACAACGACGGAACCGUGACAGAGGAUGACCUGCGCUCUCUGAUCUACUGUGACUUUGCUGAUCCCAAGUCCGACUCGCGCAGCUACACUGAGGUGCGAGACCUGGAGAACUUGAGGCAUGUUGCUGAGGGAUACUUGGAGGAAUUCAACAACAUGAGCAGGAAGCCCAUGAAUCUUGUGCUGUUCCGAUUUGCCAUUGAGCACGUGUCCAGAAUUGCUCGCAUCAUCAAACAGCCACGUAGCCACGCCCUUCUUGUGGGAGUGGGCGGGUCUGGCCGGCAGUCAGUGACGAGACUGGCCACUCAUAUGGCAGAUUAUGAUCUCUUCCAAGUGGAGAUCUCCAAGAGUUACACAUCCACCGAGUGGAGAGAAGAUCUCAAGCGAAUCCUCAGGAAAGCCACAGAGACAGAAAAUCAUGCGGUCUUUCUCUUUUCUGACACCCAGGCAAAGGGACAAGACAAAGCAGACAGACGGUUCCCUGGUGGCGCUGUUCAACCUCUUUGUGUCACGUGUGCGAGACCAGCUGCACAUUGUGCUCGCCAUGAGCCCCAUUGGGGACGCCUUCCGCAACAGGCUCAGGAAGUUCCCAUCUCUGGUGAACUGCUGCACAAUCGACUGGUUCCAGAGCUGGCCUGAAGAUGCCCUGCAGGCCGUUGCCUCUCGUUUUCUGGAGGAGAUUGAGAUGGGAGAAGAGGAGCGGGCUGGCUGUAUCCGCAUGUGCAAGCAUUUCCACACAUCCACACGUGAGGUGUCGGAGAAGUUCCUUCUGGAGUUGGAGAGACAUAACUAUGUGACUCCUACCUCCUAUCUGGAGUUGAUCAGCACCUUUAAGACCCUGCUGGGGAGGAAAAGAGAGGAAGUGAUGAAGCAAAAGAAGCGCUACGAAGUGGGUCUGGAAAAACUAGACUCUGCUGCCUCCCAGGUGUCCACUAUGCAGAAGGAACUGACAGAUCUGCAGCCUCAGUUGGUUGUUGCCUCCAAAGAAGUGUCAGAAAUUAUGGUGGUCAUUGAGAAGGAGUCGGUGGAGGUGGCCAAAGUUGAGAAGGUUGUCAAAGCUGAUGAGGCAGUAGCCAAUGAGCAAGCCCGCGGUGCCCAGGCCAUCAAGGACGAGUGUGACUCGGACCUGGCUGAAGCUCUGCCCAUCCUGAACUCUGCCCUAGCUGCCCUGGACACCCUGACCCCACAGGAUAUCACUAUUGUGAAAUCAAUGAAGUCUCCUCCCUAUGGAGUGCGCCUUGUCAUGGAGAGCAUCUGUGUGCUCAAAGGCAUCAAACCUGAUCGAGUGCCGGAUCCUUCUGGAACAGGAAAAAAGAUCGAGGAUUUCUGGGGCCCUUCCAAGAAACUGCUCGGAGACAUGAAGUUUCUGGAAUCUUUACAUAACUUUGACAAAGAUAACAUCCCAGUGGCUUACAUGAAGACCAUCAGAGCCAAGUACACUCCUAACCCGGACUUUGACCCCGACAAGAUCAAGGUCGCCUCCACUGCCUGUGAAGGUCUGUGCAAGUGGGUGCGGGCCAUGGAAACCUACGACAAGGUGGCCAAAGUAGUUGCUCCCAAGAAAGAAUCGCUGAAGAAGGCUGAAGCUGAACUUUCUGUGGCCAUGGCUUCCCUUGAGAAGAAACGCGCAUCUCUGCGAGAGGUUCAGGAAAAACUGAACAAGCUUCAGGAGACUCUGGAGGCGAACAAGACCAAGAAGGCGGAGCUGGAGAAUGAAGUGGACCUGUGCACUAAGAAGCUGGCCCGUGCUGAGCAGCUGAUCGGCGGCCUGGGUGGAGAGAGGGACCGCUGGAGCCAAGAGGCGCGGGAGCUGGGCAAGAAGUACAUCAACCUGACUGGAGACGUGCUGGUCUCCUCCGGUAUUGUGGCGUACCUGGGAGCCUUCACUUCUGCUUUCAGACAGGAAACAGCCAAUGAUUGGCUGAAAACAGUGCAAGAGAAAGGUCUGCCUUGCUCGAGUGACUUUAAUCUCAUCAACACCCUGGGAGAGCCGGUCAAGAUCAGAGAGUGGAACAUUGCGGGUCUGCCCACAGACAGCUUCUCCGUGGAAAACGGCAUCAUCAUCAGCAAUGCCCGCCGCUGGCCCUUGAUGAUUGACCCUCAGGGACAGGCCAACAAGUGGGUGAAGAACAUGGAGAAGGCCAACAAUGUCCACGUCAUCAAGCUCAGCGAUGCAGACUUUGUCCGCACCCUGGAGAACUGUAUCCAGUUUGGCACCCCGGUUUUGCUGGAGAAUAUCCAGGAAGAGCUUGACCCCAUUCUGGAGUCUCUGCUGCUGAAGCAGACUUUCAAGCAGGGUGGCAGCAUCUGCAUCAAGCUGGGUGACAGCACCAUCGAGUACUCCCACGACUUCAAGUUCUACAUCACCACCAAACUGAGGAACCCCCACUAUCUCCCCGAGACAGCCGUGAAGGUGACUCUGCUCAACUUCAUGAUCACCCCCGAGGGCCUGGAGGAUCAGCUGCUGGGUAUCGUGGUGGCCAAGGAGAGGCCGGAGUUGGAGGAGGAGAAAAACCAGCUGAUCUUGCAGAGUGCCGCCAACAAAAAACAACUGAAGGAGAUUGAGGACAAGAUUCUAGAGGUACUUUCUUCUUCCGAGGGAAACAUUCUGGAAGAUGAGACAGCCAUCAAAGUGCUGUCCUCCUCAAAGAAACUCUCCAACGAGAUCUCGGAGAAACAGGCCAUCGCUGAGGAGACAGAGAAAAAGAUCGACACAGCUCGUCUUGGCUACAAGCCCAUCGCCAUUCACAGCACCAUCCUGUUCUUCUCCAUCGCCGACUUGGCCAACAUUGAGCCCAUGUACCAGUACUCACUCUCCUGGUUCAUCAACCUCUUCAUCUUGUCCAUCGAGAACGCUGAGCGGUCAGAGGACUUGGAGAAGAGACUGCAGAACUUGCAUGACCACUUCACAUACUCACUUUACUGCAACGUGUGUCGGUCACUCUUUGAGAAGGACAAGCUGCUGUUCUCCUUCCUGCUGUGCGUCAACAUCCAGAAGCACAGUAAGGAGGUGGAUGAGGAGGAGUGGCGCUUCCUGCUGACCGGAGGCAUUGGCCUGGACAACCCGCACUCCAACCCCACCACCUGGUUGCCCUCCAAGUCCUGGGACGAGCUCUGCCGCCUGGACGAGAUGGCCAACUUCAAGGACAUCCGUAAGAAACUCAUGACCCAGAAAGACCAGUGGAAGGUUCUCUACGACAGUAUGGAACCGCACCACGAGAAAUUGCCAGGUGACUGGAACGAUCGACUUGGCAGCUUCCAGCGGCUACUGGUCUUACGUUGCUUCAGACCCGACAAGGUCAUUCCUGCUCUACAAGAGUUUGUCUCAGAGAAGAUUGGCAAGAAGUUCAUUGAGCCGCCACCCUUUGACCUGCCAAAGGCAUUUGGAGACAGCAACUGUACUGCCCCCUUGCUGUUUAUUCUCUCCCCUGGCGCUGAUCCGAUGGCUGCCUUGCUGAAGUUUGCAGAUGACCAGGGCUUUGGUGGCGGCAAGUUCGACUCGCUCUCCCUUGGCCAAGGUCAAGGUCCCAUUGCCCUGAAGAUGAUGGAGAAAGGUAUCAAAGAGGGCACGUGGGUCAUGCUGCAGAACUGCCAUCUGGCUUCUUCCUGGAUGUCAACAUUGGAGAAGAUCUGUGAGGAAUUCAACCCAGAGUCCACGCACCCUGACUUCCGGCUGUGGCUGACCUCCUACCCCUCCGACACCUUCCCGGUGUCCAUCCUACAGAAUGGGGUCAAGAUGACCAAUGAGCCACCCAGUGGGCUACGCUUCAACAUCAUCAAAUCCUACAUGAGUGACCCCAUCUCCGAUAUGGAAUUCUUCAACGGUUGCAAGCAGGCUAAUGCGCCCAAGUUCAAGAAGCUGCUGUACGGCCUGUGUUUCUUCCACGCGCUUGUCCAGGAGCGCCGUAAGUUUGGACCCCUGGGCUGGAACAUCCCCUAUGAGUACAACGAGACGGACCUCAGGAUCAGCGUGCAGCAGCUACAGAUGUUCCUCAAUGACUACGAUGAUGUCCAAUACGAGGCUUUGAGCUACCUGACGGGAGAGUGUAACUACGGCGGCCGUGUGACCGACGACUGGGACCGACGCACUCUGUUGACCAUUCUCAACCAGUUCUACUGCCCCAGCAUUAUCGAGAAUGAGAAGUACCUCUUUGAUGACAGCGGCUAUUACUACAGCCCACCCGAGGGCGAGUAUGACAGCUACCUGGAGUACACCAGAAACCUGCCUCUGAACCCGUCUCCCGAGAUCUUCGGCAUGCACGCUAACGCCGAUAUCACCAAGGACCAGAAGGCUACUCAGCUUCUCUUUGACAACAUCCUGCUCACACAGAAAAGGGCAAGGGCAUCUAGUGGUGGCGGAAAGUCAACGGACGACAUUGUGGAUGAUGUAGCGACUGACAUUCUGAGCAAACUGCCACCCAACUUUGACACCGAUGCUGCACUGAGGAAGUACCCAACCUCCUACAGUCAGAGCAUGAACACUGUCCUGGUUCAGGAGAUGGUCCGCUUCAACCGACUGCUGGGCACCGUCCGCACCAGUCUGGCCAACAUCAAGAAAGCCAUCAAGGGUCUUGUGGUUAUGUCGGCUGACCUUGAGGAGGUCGUGCUGAGCAUUCUUAAGGGCAAGAUCCCCGGCAUGUGGAUGAAGCGCUCCUACCCAUCUCUGAAACCUCUGGGAAGCUAUGUCAACGACUUUAUUGCCAGACUCAAGUUCCUACAGGAUUGGUACGAUGUUGGACCGCCUCCAAAUUUUUGGAUUUCCGGCUUCUUUUUCACCCAGGCCUUCUUGACAGGAGCCCAACAGAACUAUGCCAGGAAGUUCACUAUUCCCAUUGACUUGUUGGGUUAUGACUAUGAAGUCCUCGAGGACAAGGAGUAUGACGAGGCUCCUCAGGAUGGUGUCUACGUUUACGGCCUGUUUGUGGAUGGUGCCAGGUGGGACCGGAAGACGAAGAAAUUGAACGAGUCCAACCCCAAGGAAUUGUUUGACUCCAUGCCAACGAUGUGGCUCAAACCGUGCAAGCGGUCAGACAUCCCAGAGAGCUCAGCCUACAAGUGUCCGGUGUACAAGACCAGCGAGAGGCGUGGCACGCUGUCCACCACCGGUCACUCCACCAACUUUGUCAUCGGUAUGAUGAUUCCGUCCGACCGGCCACAGCAACACUGGGUGCGCCGUGGGGUGGCCCUGCUCUGCCAGCUCGAUGACUAGAGGACAACUAGAGGACGACAACUGGACAGGACAAUUUUGUCCUUUAACUAGGACAGGACAGUAUGGUCCUCAUGUCGUGCUUUGGUGCAUUUCCAAGGUUUUGUUUUAGUGAUUUGACAAAUUUGUUUUUCUGUUCGAGAGAGUUUAUUUAACCUUUUUUUGUACCAGCCAUCUGUAAAAGUAUUAUUAGGAUGAAUGUAUUGUUAUCUUUCUUUUUGAAAACUAUUGUCAUCACAUUUUCAUGCCAGUAAAUUUACUUUUUUUUUUUUUAAAUUUGUGGAGGAAAAAGGUUGUUUUUUUCGUCCAAAGCCAUGUGAAACAUUCCAUGUACUCAUAAAUGAAGCAAUCACAUACUAAUCUUACAAUACAUUAAUUUAUUGAUGUACAUACACUAUGUAAUGUAUUUCCUUUUUUUUCUCUCGUAUUCUUGCAUGCCGAAUUGAAUGGCUAUGUCUCACAUUUUGUCUAUUUUGACAGUCUUUACAAUGCUUGUUUUUAAUUUGACUGUCACAUUAGAAUUUUAGCUUUAAUAGCAAAUCAAAGGAAACCUUGUAGUUUUAGGAAAUGCUAUUGCUUGAAAUAACCUAUUACUUUUUUCAGUUGCAAAGUUGAUUUUACUUCAACUGUGGUGUUGCCCCAUUUUUAAAAGACCUCUUUUGUGUCAGUUGAUGUUCUUUUAAGAGCUUAGCUUCCUGCAUCUGGAUUAUUUAUUUUGAAAAUCAGCCAAUAAGUUUUAAAUGACUUUUAAAUGAGACAAAUAUUGUCAGUAUUAUAUGAAGGUUACUUUUCAGAGAUAUGAGAAUAUGAUAAAAAUGUUAGAAAAGACGAGUGCAUUAACCUUGAUAUGUACUAUAUCAUAUACUUUUGUUGUUUGAUAAUCUGACUUCCAUGCUUUUGUCACUGCUGAAUAUUUCAGAGUUUUUUCCUAUUCAGGAUGUGUAAAAUGUUUAUAUACAAAUCUUGACUUGCUUGGUGUCUUGCUGUCUUGUAAGCACUCCACAAGUGUUUUAAGAAAGAGAGUUAAAAUAUCGUACAGAUGAUAUACUAAAUAUACUAUUGCUGUACUUUGAUCAUGUUUCACUUUAUGUUGGACGUUCCUCUCGGAGCAAGACAGACAUCACAAACUAUGUGCCUCUUUGUUAUUAUUAUAUAAUACAUGUUCACAAAAUUUCAGGUUUAUUUUACAAAGCGAGUGAUAUGUUUGAAGUGGUCUGUGAUAUUUUAUUUUGCUUUGUUUCAUUGUUGCGACUACCCCUUCCGUCCAGUCUUGCUGUCAUAUUUUAUAAUGGCUACAAAACUUUUGUACCUCGACCGACAGGGAAGGAACCAAUUAUUCUUCAUUUUUUUAAUAACCUUCUAUAGGGGCAGACUGUUUAUGUUUUUGUAGUUUUUGUAGAGCUAAUGUGCAUAAUUGGGAGGUAACAGAAAUGAAAUCAUGCUGUUAAGCAGCUUUCCAAUAAUGGUUUCUUUACUAUCGUUAUGCCGAGUUCCCUAAUUAUGUUCGUCAUAUACUGUUUCAUCCCAUUUUGUGUGUAAGAAGGGAACUAAAAUCAGUGCAGAAUGUACUCUUGUUGCUGGUCCUGUCAAGAUUCAAAGGCUGAUGAAAAAUCGCAGCCUUGAGUAACUUUCACAUGCAAAACAAAAAAAAUAGAGUGAGUUUUAUAUUGGUCAUUUUCAAAUAAAGUAUUUCACUAAAGAACCUU
Messenger RNA from Aplysia californica (California sea hare), 13777 nucleotides. RefSeq names its product dynein heavy chain 7, axonemal. Gene Ontology annotation, molecular function: dynein intermediate chain binding; minus-end-directed microtubule motor activity; ATP binding. Gene Ontology annotation, biological process: microtubule-based movement. Lineage: Eukaryota; Metazoa; Mollusca; Gastropoda; Aplysiida; Aplysiidae. The record is from RefSeq and is a predicted model, not a curated record. Gene Ontology annotation, cellular component: dynein complex.